GGUUCUCCAUAGUGACGCGCUACGCCAUCUUGCAAUAUCAGCGAGCGCCGAGUUCAGUAGAGACGCUGAUUAGUUUGCGCUUCAACGCUACACCAAGGGAAAUUUCGGAGAGAUGAACAGUCAGAGCUCCCGCAACGAAACGGCAGCCGCCGCCGUUAACGGCUCGGAUUCAGCGGCGGCGGCUUCCCGAGAGCGUAAAACUGGAGGCGGCGUUCUGAAAAGGCUGAAAUCGCGACGAAAUCAAGUGGACCGACGGCCUGUAACGGAGGAAGAGCUGCGGGCGCUGGGGAGAGACAUCACUCCGGAUGAAGUUUUGGGACUCCGCGCAGUCACUCGCGACUAUCUUUGUAAACUAGAGGACAACAUCUACAACAUUGACUUCACACGCUUCAAGAUCAGAGACCUGGAAACAGGGACAGUUCUUUUUGAGAUUGCCAAACCGCCACACUGUGACCUUAAUGAGGAGGAUGAGGAAAACGGAGAUGUUGACACCAGUGCCGGGCGUUUCGUUCGAUACCAGUUCACAGCGGCGUUCCUUAAGUUGCGCACAGUCGGAGCCACUGUGGAGUUCACAGUUGGCGAUCGACCGGUUACCAAUUUCAGAAUGAUUGAGAGGCAUUAUUUUCAAGACCGCCUCCUGAAGAAUUUUGACUUUGACUUCGGCUUCUGUAUCCCGAACAGUCGGAACACGUGCGAACAUAUUUACGAGUUCCCUCAGCUUCCAGAUGACCUCAUACGGUUGAUGAUUGAACACCCGUAUGAGACCAGAUCAGACAGCUUCUACUUUGUGGACAACAAACUCAUCAUGCACAACAAGGCAGACUACGCUUACAACGGGGGCCAGUAGUGCUGCUUCAGUAGGAAACAUGACCUAAGUUUGUUGGAGUGACCGUGUGGUUUUGCUUGGUGUUUGCGUGGAAUGCAAAUACAGGACCGUCUCCUCGCUACCAACAACACGGUGUUGUCACCAGCAUUAUGAUCUGGCAGCAUCGACCCACCCAACUGGAAAUGACCAUUCCUUCUAUGAAGUUCCUGCAUUCCACUGACUUCACACACUACUUGUGGGUUUGGUCAAAAAAACCAAACAAAAAAAGAAAAAGCGGAGCCUUUCUCCUCGACUAGCCGGAACUGAAGAAUUCCUGUCCUGUCAUCCUGCUUUAGGGGCGACUACAAUAGAAGAGUUGUUGUUUUGUAAUGUUUGUUCUCUUAUGUCUUGCACCCAACACCACCAUGUGUCUUGUUUUGUGAGAUUUUUAAAGCUCUGAAGUCCUGUUAACCGAACUGAAUCUUAAUGAGGUCUUUCUAUGCUACAGCUUUGAUACAUAAAUCUUUGGUUAUUAAACAAAAAAAGGGUUUUUGCACAGAUUUGCAGUUUUUGUAGUUCAUUAAAGGGGUAGAACGGCAUUACUGGGGUAUAUCGUCACUGAGAUUGCAACACUCGGACACGUGAUCAGGGUUAGGAUGUCCACACAGUCCAGUUAAAGAGGAUGUGAUCUGUUUUCACCCUAAUCCUAUAAAGGGGGUGUUUACAUGACCCUUUAAAACUUAUGUUUUUUUGGCUGAUCGUUUAGGACGUUUUGCAGGCCUGAAAAUGCUAACAUUUGAAAAUGGGUUACUUAGUUGCAAGUUUUUGAAAAUGAUACCGUUAUCGCCACCUUUUAAACUACAAAAACACGGAUUUGUUAAAACGGUGGCGUCUUGUGCAUAGAUAUGUGUUCAAUCUAUUGGCGCGUAGUUUUUCUUUACAAAGGGACAUCGCCAACUACUAGCCUGGCAGAAGAACACAGCGUUGUUGUUUUUUUGGGUUGUUUUCGCAGAUUCGUGUGAACAGGGAUUGUUUUGACAAUGGUGUUGUCUGUAUGUGGACAACGCAAAGGAAAAACUUCCAUUUUUAGUACUUCGUUGUUGUUGUAAAACGUACCCUAAAAUAGCUGCAGUGAUUUAUGUAACUACACUACUGUUCAAAUGUUUGGGGUCCGUAAGAUUUGAAAAUGUUUUUGAAAGAAGCCUCUAAUGCUCACCAAGGC
Molecule: messenger RNA, 2027 nt
Organism: Pimephales promelas (fathead minnow)
Lineage: Eukaryota; Metazoa; Chordata; Actinopteri; Cypriniformes; Leuciscidae
Gene: unc119b
Product: unc-119 lipid binding chaperone B
Biological process (GO): cilium assembly; nervous system development; lipoprotein transport
Cellular component (GO): cilium
Molecular function (GO): lipid binding
Source: RefSeq, a predicted model, not a curated record